AGAAGCGCCCACUGGUUGCCCUCCACAUGCACUGGCCCGGGGAUCUUACACACCCAGACGGGACUGAAACUGCAGACUAGGCAUGUGCCCUGACCAGGAAUCAAACAGUAAACUUUGGGUUAUGGGACUAUGCUCCAACCACGUGAGCCUCAUGGGCCAGAGCAGCAUAAGUAGUUUUUAAAGUCCUUUUCCCACACCUCCAGGUAACCUCUCCCUACCUGAUUUUUCACACUUGCCUACAAAAAAUUUGAUUAGAGAGAAAGCAAUAUCUACAGUCUUGUCAAAGCAACAUUAAACACCCUUUAUUUCUGCUGACUUAGGAAAAAAUUGAGCUGGUCUCUAAGCCUUAGCAGAAGGGAACUUGGGGUUAACAGAGCACGCUGAGGUAACAAAGGGUGGUUGUUUCUGGAAAGGUGGUAUCACUGUAACUAUAACAACAUGCUCUACUGGCUGCUACUCACUUUAAUUAUGCUAAUGAAAAUAAUGGUGUUGAGUGGAUGCCAUCACAUAAGAUUUUGGCGAAGAAAGAGAAAAAUGUGGGUUCGGAUCAGUGGCUCUGACAUUGCCAGGGUCUGGAGAAUGUGGAAGUGCCUUUGAUACGACUUCUCCCUGGACAUCAACUGGGAGUGUGGCUGCACAACAAGAGAAGCUGCUUAGUUCAGAAUGAUGGCAGCGUGAGCUGGUUACAGAACUGGGUUGGAAUCAGCAUGCAUAUCUACUCAGAAAAAAGGGAUCUUUGGGUGGAGAAACAAAGUGGGACCAUUUUUAAUGGGCCCUGUUAUCUACAUCUCUAGAAGCCAUUUUAUUUCAUUUUUACAAGAGAUGUAACACACACCAUUGCUUGCCUUUUCCUUUGUUGCAGAUAAUAGGAGAGGGUUGCUAGUCCUCUUGUGUUGUCUGUUGAUAAGAGAGUAAACAUGAUCCGGUUGGGUUUGGCUAGAACACCCUUGCCAUUCUACAGGUAUCUCAAACUCUCUGUCUAAAUCUUAAUUCAUCGGUGCACCACGUGCACGCCCACUUCCAUGCAUACACACAUGCAUAGCCUUGUUCCUUCUGUGCAUUUUUUUCUUUGUGAAUUAUCAUCAUAUUACUCAGAUCCCCAACUCAAGCCUUGGGCAUCACCCUGACUCCUUCAUCUCUGUUCCAUGUUUGUAUUUACCAGUGCUAGCACUAAGUUCUAUCGGCUCCUGUGUCUCAUAUCUCUUGAAUGUAUUAUUUCCUCUGUUCCUCCUUUGCUAUUUCCUAGUUCAGGCCACCACCAUCAUCUUACUACUCAUUAAUUACUACAGGAGCCUUAGAAGUUAGGUUUUCUGUAUUCAAUCUUUUCUGAAACACACAGCUGACCAAAACAAAUCUUUCCACAGCUUUCUGUCAGCCCCAGCAGAGAGGUAAAAUUGUUUAAACUGGCUUGGGUGAUUCUCGAUGUGUCCCUGCUUCCCUAGUGAGCCUCGUAUGGUUCCAGUCUGCCUGUGGACAGCCAUGCUCUGCCAGAAGCAUCUCUUCCAGUUCUACCUGGUCCUGCUAGAGCCUGCCCUCACACUGUGCUCUCACACUGCUUAGCCCAACCGAACCCUCCUUGACCUUCCAAUCUCUAAGUGUCCCUUAAACAUUCAGAACAAUGUCUAGUCAGUAAAAGUUUGUCUUUCUACCAUGCAUUUUCCUGAAGGCUUAUCCUGCCUUGCUAACCAUAUCCUGUGGAUCUUGCAAUGUGCUGGCUCAAUGAAUGCGCUGAAUAAACGAUACAAUUUAAGAUGUGCUAUUUCAGUAUGGUCUUAGUGCACACACACACACGCUCGCGUGCACGCACACAUGUGCAUGCACCUUGGUGAACCCCUUUUCUUCAUUUUUUUUCACACAGCAGUAAUUAGUAACUGGACCUGCUCCUCCUACAGAUAUCAGCCUGAUAAUCAUCUACAGCUGUUUCUCUGGUUGCCGAAGAAAGAAACCUGAGGCACAUCUGGAUUGCAUUAGAAUGAGAAUCUAACGCAGUUUGGAUGUGCUGUACUGGGGUCCUGAGUGCAUCUUCAGAGGGUUAUUGUGGUGCCUGUCUCUUGACCUUCCACUGGGUAUCUGGUGGUACCGAGGUGGGUGCAUGGGAAAUGGCAGCAGCAAGAACUACGUUCUUCGUUAACAUGAAGCAAGUCACAGUACUUUCUUAACUCAGCCUCGCUGUUGAACACAGAGCAGCUUAAACCCCGUGCCAUUCAGCCCGUAAGGAGACAGGCUGGCCGCCCCUCUACCUCCUCCCCGAGGCAGUGGAGGACUUAGGAGGAAGCGUGGGGAGUAAGGAAGUGGACUUAGAAGCUUGGAGGAGUCUGAGUCUUGAAGUGAACUGCCAUGACGUGUUUGUGACCAAAGUAACUCAGGCACCUUCAGGAGUUCAUUUUAAAUUUGUGGCCUUCUGGUUAUUUCUACGCCCCCCAAGUCAGAUAGAGUGCCUAAUUAGCAGCGAAAAAUGUGGACGGUUCCGCGCCGCAGUCUGAUGCCCAGGUUUGUGGCUGGCCUUUGGGCUACACCGGGGCAGGCGGUGGGGCCUCUGCGCUCAUAGUGGGGCCACUUCGCCGCCCAUCCAGGCCCCAGCCACGGUUAGAAGGGGUAGCCUGUGCGCCUUCCAGCUUUGCCACUCUCGCAGAGCCCCCAGAGCCCGGAGUCUUCCAGCUCUUAGAAGAAGUUGUGAGGUCUGGCCGGACGCGCGAUUAGCAGCAGAGGUCCCCCAGCGCCCCCUGCAGCCGCUGGUCGGGGGUAGACGGCACCUAGUCUCGCCUCAGCACCAAACCUGGGACCCCACCCAGAGGCCCGCGCCCAGGAGCUCGGGAGCAUCCGCACCUCCCUGCGGCAGAAACCGGGCGUGGGGUCCUGCGGGCGGGUGCGCUACAUCCCAGGCGGCCUCCGAUUGCUCCGCCCGGGGGCCGACUUCCCCUCCCUCUUUCCGUCCGUCCCUCCCUUCUUCCCUUCCUCCUUCCCUCCUGCCUGCUGGCGCUGGACUCGCUGAGCCUCUUCUCUCGGGGCCUUCUUCCCUUUGGCCUGCACAACUCGGGGACUGUGCCAUUUGGUGUUGAAUGUUCCCCUCCGAGAGCGCAUGGCUGAGGAAGAGAGGCGAGGGCCGGGCCCCCGAAGGGCCACCGUCCGGGAGGCGGUGAUGCUGCUGCUGUGCCUGGGGGUCCCGACCGGGCGCUCCUACAACGUGGACACCGAGAGCGCGCUGCUCUACCAGGGCACCGCCAACACCCUCUUCGGCUACUCAGUGGUGCUGCACAGCCACGGGCCGAACCGAUGGCUCAUAGUGGGGGCUCCCACCGCCAGCUGGCUCUCCAAUGCUUCGGUGGUCAGUCCGGGGGCGAUUUACAGAUGCCGGAUCGGAACGAAUCCAAACCGGACUUGCGAACAGCUCCAGCUAGGCAGCCCCGGCGGAGAACCUUGUGGAAAGACUUGUCUGGGAGAAAGAGACAAUCAGUGGUUGGGGGUCACGCUUUCCAGACAGCCAGGAGAAAAUGGAUCCAUCGUGACAUGUGGGCAUAGAUGGAAAAAUAUAUUUUAUAUAAAGAAUGAAAAUAAGCUCCCCACGGGUGUUUGCUAUGGAAUGCCUUCUGAUUUACGGGCAGAACUGAGUAAAAGGAUGGCUCCAUGUUACCAAGAUUUUGUGAAAAAAUUUGGAGAAAAUUUUGCAUCAUGUCAAGCUGGAAUAUCUAGUUUUUACACAGAGGAUUUAAUUGUGAUGGGAGCUCCAGGAUCAUCUUACUGGACUGGCUCUAUUUUUGUCUACAAUAUAACUACAAAUACAUACAAGGCUUAUUUAGACACAAACAAUCAAGUAAAAUUUGGAAGUUACUUAGGAUACUCGGUUGGAGCUGGUCAUUUUCGGAGCAGGCACACUACCGAAGUAGUUGGAGGAGCCCCUCAACAUGAACAGAUUGGAAAAGCAUACAUAUUCAGCAUUGAUGCAAAAGGACUAAGUAUCUUACAUGAAAUGAAAGGUAAAAAGCUUGGCUCUUAUUUUGGCGCAUCUGUCUGUGCGGUGGACCUCAACGCGGAUGGCUUCUCCGACCUUCUCGUGGGGGCUCCGAUGCAGAGCAUCAUCAGAGAGGAAGGAAGAGUGUUUGUGUACAUCAACUCCGGCUGGGGAGCAACAAUGAAUGAAAUGGAGACAGAGCUCAUUGGAAGUGACAAAUAUGCCGCAAGAUUUGGGGAGUCUAUAGUUAAUCUUGGUGACAUUGAUAAUGAUGGCUUUGAAGAUGUUGCUAUCGGAGCUCCACAAGAAGAUGACUUGCGAGGCGCUGUGUAUAUUUACAAUGGCCGAGCAGAUGGGAUCUUACCAACCUUCUCCCAGAGAAUUGAAGGGUUUGAAAUCAGUAGAUCCUUAAGUAUGUUCGGACAGUCUAUAUCUGGGCAGAUUGAUGCAGAUAAUAAUGGGUAUGCAGAUGUAGCAGUUGGUGCUUUUCGGUCUGAUUCUGUGGUGUUGCUAAGGACAAGACCUGUACUGAUUGUUGAAGCUUCUUUAAACCAUCCUGAGUCAGUAAAUAGGACAAAUUUAGACUGUUUUGAAAAUGGAUUGCCUUCUGUGUGCAUGGAGCUAAGACUCUGUUUCUCAUACAAGGGCAAAGAGGUUCCGGGUUAUAUUGUCUUGUACUACAACAUUAGUUUGGAUGUGAACAGAAAGGCAGAGUCUCCAUCGAGGUUUUACUUUUCUUCUAAUGCAACUCCUGAUGUGGUCACAGGAAGCAUGAAAGUAUCAAGCACAGAAGCUAGCUGCAAAAUACAUGAGGCGUUUAUGCGGAAAGAUGUGCGAGACAUCCUCACCCCAAUCCAGAUUGAAGCUGCUUACCACCUUGGGCAUCAUUACAUCGACAAACAAAGAACAGAGGAAUUCCCACCACUUCAGCCAAUUCUUCAGCAGAAGAAAGAAAAAAACAGAAUUGAAAAAACAAUAAACUUUGCAAGGUUUUGUGCCCAUGAAAACUGUUCUGCUGAUUUACAAGUUUCUGCGAAAUUUGGAUUUUUGAAGCCGCAUGAGAAUAAAACCUACCUCGCCGUUGGAAGCAUGAAGACGUUAACGCUGAAUGUGUCCCUGUUUAACGCUGGAGACGAUGCGUAUGAAACGACCCUGCAUGUUAAACUGCCCACUGGGCUUUACUUCAUUAAGAUUUUAGAUCUGGAAGAGCAGCAGAUACACUGUGAAGUAACAGACAGUUCUGGCGCAGUAAAACUGGACUGCAGUGUUGGCUAUAUAUAUGUAGAUCGUCUCUCAAGGGUAAAUGUUACCUUUCUCCUGGAUGCCAGCUCCCUCAGCAGAGCGGAGGAGGACCUCAACAUCACAGUGCACGCCACCUGUGAAAACGAAGGGCAAAUGGGCCAUCAGAAAGGUAACAAAGUGACUUUGGCAGUACCCCUGAGGUAUGACGUCAUGCUAAAUGCUCACGGGUUCGUAAACCCGACUUCAUUUGUAUAUGGAUCAAAUGAGGACUCGGAGCCUGAAACGUGCAUGGCAGAGAAAGUGAACUUCACCUUCCACGUUGUCAACAGUGGCCAUAGCAUGGCUCCAAACAUUAGUAUGGAAAUAACAGUGCCAAAUUCUUUUACCCCCCAAACUGAUAAGUUGUUCAACAUUUUGGAUGUCCAGACUACUACAGGGGAAUGCCAUUUUGAAAAUUAUCAAAGAAAGUGUACAUCAGAUCAGGAGAAAGGUGCAAUGAGGACCCUAACAGAUAUAUUUACAUUCUUGUCAAAGACUGAUAAGAGGUUAUUGUUCUGCAUGGAACAGGAUCCACAUUGUUUAAAUUUCUUCUGCAAUUUUGGGAGGAUGGAAAGUGGAAAAGAAGCCAGCGUUCACAUUCAGUUGGAAGGUCGGCCGGCCCUCUUAGAAAUGGAUGAGACUUCAGCACUCAAGUUUGAAAUAAGAGCAAAAGCUUUUCCAGAGCCAAAUCCAAAAGUUACUGAACUACACAAGAAUGAGAAUGUUGCACGUGUUCUGUUGGAAGGAUUACAUCAUCAAAGACCCAAACGUCAUUUCACUAUAGUGACUAUUUCAAUUAGCUUGCUACUUGGACUUAUUCUACUUUUAUUGAUUUCAUAUGUUAUGUGGAAGGUUGGCUUCUUUAAAAGAGAGUACAAAUCCAUCCUACAAGAAGAAAACAGAAGACACAGUUGGAAUUACAUUAACAGUAAAAGCAAUGAUGGUGGUGAGGAUGAUGAGGAUGAUUAAAGACUUCUUUCAAAUUGGAGAAUAAGACUCAGGUAAAAUAAAGACAUUUAAGACAUUGUUUACAAGAAAACAUGAACUUUGCUCAGUGUUCUUUCAAGCACUUCUUUUACUCAUGACCUUGUGACAUACUAUGUCUUAAGGCAAAUGAAAAACCCAAGAAAUGAUAUUCUAUCAGCUCUUAAAUGGACAGCAAAAACACUAAAACAUUCAAUUUGUUCAAGAUAAUCCUUUGAAGAUAUCUGGAAAUGAAAGUACAUCUGAAUUAAAUCACAUUGAGGACAUAAACAUGACUGGAGAAAUCUUGGACUUGAAAUAUUCCUUUAAAGGAGUAGGUAAUAAUUCAUGGCUAAUAGAUCUUUGGGGCUUGUUUGAAAUAUGUUCUUUAAAAAUAGAAUUUUUCAAAGAGCUCUUUCCAACUUUCCCAAUGAAUAAGAGAACCACUGUCAUUUAAACGCAAAUUUCACCUUUAAGACCUUUGUUGUAGCACAUUUCCCAUGAGCUUUGAUUCCCAGCCACUCAGCACUCUGAUUGUUCUGGGCCUGAAGGGCCAGCUUGAGACUGAACUUUUAUACACUGGUUUGAGCUGAACUGGGUGACUUUUGGAUAAUUAUGCAGUUAUGGAUGAUUACUGUUUAUACAGCUAUGGAUUUCUUUCUUCUUUCUGUAUAUACCUAACUUUAAAAGACUAUGUUUAUACAGGCACAAAUUCACACAUCCUCCUGUAACAAUUUUUCCAAGGGCACCCGGAGUAAAUUAAAAAUCCAUCAUUAGUCAAAUUUGUUUAUAAAAACAGCAGUACUUAAGAAUUCUAAUUUAUAUUCUAAAAGAGAUGGUGAUGGGUGAUGGUUGCACUUUAGAUGAUAUUUGAAGUAUAAAUACACUGAUAUGUAAAAUAUGAAAACUAUACCUCACACAUUUUUUUAAACCAAAGCUCUGCAGAAACAAAUAGUAAGGGGAAAUAUUUCAUAUAGAUACUCUCUAGAAUACUAACUGAUGUUAUUCUUUAUUCAAGUGUAAGUAAACAUGUAUUUCUAUCAGUUGUGUGUAACAACAUUCUCUUCUACAUGGAAUUGGGAAUAAAAUUCAGAAAUUUAAUACAGGUUUAGUUUGUAUCCAGCGACUAUAAAAGUAACAUAAAAUUUCCAUGACAUGUGUUUUAGUGAUAAAUGAACUAUUUAAAAUAAUUUCUCUUUAAAGUCAUUUACAUUUACAAAUAUAAUCUUUCUGUAAUAUUUAUUCAUGUGUAUGAACUAGAUGUUGAGUGUAGAAUAUAAUUUCAUCUGAACUGGGCUGAAGCUUCCUAUAAUUAUAUGUAUACAAAGUUUGAAAAUCUGUUAUAGGGUGAGGUCAAAUAGGUAAAUGAGAGAGGCCUUUACUAUUAUGAGAAAUAUUUCUUUAUAUGACGUCCCUGCCAACAGCUGUCUUCCUCAGACUGCCUAAUCCCUAUAAGUGUCCAUCGCCAGUCUGCGAUUGGCGGUCAGAGACUUGUAAAGGCGGUUGACGGGAAAGCCCAGUCAUCGCAACAGGUGUGAAACCUCCUGAAGUCUGUGUGCCCACAGAACUGAGUCACAGGUAUGGAAGACUUUAAAGCAUACUUUUAUCAGAAGCUACUGUUUUUUUCACUAUAAAAAGCCAAGUAGUUCAGGAGGAUGUCUAGACUUGAUGGUAGAAAAUCAAACCCAAAUUUAGAAUUUCAUUGUCAAGGAUAAUACCUGAGGAAGUUUCAAUUUGGUUCUCUUCUACUCAGGAAUGACAGCCUUUCAGGUAUCACCGAGACCACUGAAAACCCUGUGUUUUCACCACUGCCCAAAGACAUUACUUCCAGGAGCAUGAGAAACUGCCCAGUUAGAUAUUGCAUCAUUUUUUAACUUUAAUAUUACCUGUAUUAUGAAUUUAUAAAGAAAAAUCGACUGGGUUGUCAACUUUCAGAGAAUAUUCACAAAAUUGGUACCAUAACAAGUUAAAUUUGCUAUUUUUGAUGUUACUAAAAAGAACCCUUUCUUUUUUUUCCCUCUUAGGAUAAUCUGUUUAAAACAUGACCAUAUUCCUUCAUAUUGAAAUUCUAGUUCAUACAUUUCUGUUAUAAACAAUUACAUGUUACUUUGGCAUCAUUCAUUUCUUCCAUGCUUUCUCCAUAAAGAUCGAUAAGUCUUGGGUGCAAUCUAUAAAGAAUAAAAUAUAUGUACUUGAUUAUCAACCUCUCAUUCUGUUAUUUUUCACAUAUACACAAUUGAGUACGGUGCAUCAUACCAAACACAAAUCUAAUGAGAGCCAUCAAACAUACACAUACAUUGCAAAACUACAAUCUAGAAAAACUGGGGCAGGGUGUCAAAUCAGCACAGAAACUACUAUAAAGCCUUCUUAACUGAUUUCCUUGACUAAUAGUCUCCAUUUUUUCUGUGAAAGCCGGUUAGCUGUGCUGACGGAAAGCUCACAUCUAUCUAGUGGACUACUCAGGGUGCCCUUGCCCACUACCCAUCGAGUCAUAAAGCUUACCAAGAAUGAUUUCGCAUGUUCCAGAAUCUUUCUAUACCAACUGUGGUUGUUACUUAAUAAAAUGAUAUGUAAAGUAAAAGCAAACUGCGGAACAUAAAACUGUUAUAAAACUGUUAUAGUAUUAAUUAUUGGUGAAAGGACAUUUUAAAAGACUGAUUAAAUUGUAACAAUCUGCUACUCACAUGGUGUCACAGCAUUUAAACUUUCGACUCAUGUUUUGAAAUUCAAAAUGGAAAUUAUAGACAUUAUCUUUAUAGUUUAUUAAAAAUAAUUCAAAAAUGCCCAUACAUACUACCCAAAGCAAUCUACGGAUUCAGUGCAAUUCCUAUUAAAAUACCAAUGGCAUUCACAGAUCUAGAACAAACAUCCCCAAAAUGACCCCUCCCCCCCCACCAAGUAGCCUCAGCAUUCUUGAGAAAGAAGACUAAAGUUGGAACAUCUCAAUACCUGAUAUCAAACUCUACUACUACAAGGCCACUAUAAUUAAAGCAGUCUGGUACUGGCAUAAUAACAGACAGCCCAGAAAUAAACCCAUGACUUUAUGGUCAAUCAGUAUUUGACAAAGCAGGCAGCAGUAUAUAAUGGACUAGACAAUCUCUUCAAUAAAUGGUAUAGGAAGAACUGGAUUAGUACUU
Artibeus jamaicensis (Jamaican fruit-eating bat) is the source of this 9330-nucleotide messenger RNA. RefSeq names its product integrin subunit alpha 4 (gene ITGA4). Gene Ontology annotation, biological process: cell adhesion mediated by integrin; cell-cell adhesion; cell-matrix adhesion. Gene Ontology annotation, molecular function: integrin binding. The transcript has 28 exons. Gene Ontology annotation, cellular component: integrin complex; external side of plasma membrane. Lineage: Eukaryota; Metazoa; Chordata; Mammalia; Chiroptera; Phyllostomidae. The record is from RefSeq and is a predicted model, not a curated record. Bases 3080 to 6199 code for a protein of 1039 amino acids.